Plasmodium relictum is the source of this 1851-nucleotide messenger RNA. Its product is annotated as ribosomal RNA methyltransferase, putative. The record is from RefSeq and is a predicted model, not a curated record. Gene Ontology annotation, molecular function: tRNA methyltransferase activity. The transcript has a single exon. NCBI's taxonomy places the organism in Eukaryota, Apicomplexa, Aconoidasida, Haemosporida, Plasmodiidae. Gene Ontology annotation, biological process: cytoplasmic translation; tRNA methylation. Gene Ontology annotation, cellular component: cytoplasm. Bases 1 to 1851 code for a protein of 616 amino acids.
AUGGGAAAGUUAAGUAAAGAUAGAAGAGACAUUUAUUACCGAAAAGCAAAAGAAAAUGGUUAUAGAGCUAGAAGCUCUUAUAAGCUAAUUCAGAUAAAUGAAAAGUUCGAAAUUUUUAAAUUAUUUGAUCCAAAUAUGUAUAAUAAAAAUGAAAAUGCUUUAAUUAAUAUAUAUAAUGAAAAUUUUUGUUACAACAUUGUUGAUUUAUGUGCUGCCCCAGGUAGUUGGUCACAAGUUCUUAAAAAUAUUUGUUUAUACAAUUAUUAUCAAAUUUUGUAUUUUAUAAAUAAAAAGAAUUAUGAUAGUAAUGAAGAAAAAUUAAGACAUCUAGAAAAUAAGGAAUUUAUAGAAAAUUUUUCAUUAUAUAUUAACAACAAUGACACAUUAGAAAGUAAAAUAAGUAAUCUAAAGAAAGAUAAAUCAAUAAAAGAGCCUAAAAUUAUAGCAGUUGAUUUGCAAGAAAUAGGUAAUAUGAAUUAUGUACAUAUUAUACAAGGAGACAUUACAAAAAUGUCAACCAUAGAUAAAAUUUUAAAAUGUAUGAAUAGUAAAGAUGAAAUGAACAACGAAGAAAGUAUUAAAUGUGAAUAUGAUAACAAUAAAUCCCUAAAUAAUAAAAUUUUAAAUAAAACAACGACACCAAAUAGCUUCUCCUAUGCAAACACAGUUGUUUGUGAUGGUGCUCCAGAUAUAACAGGUAUGAAUGAUAUAGAUGAAUUUAUUCAAUCCCAAUUAAUUUUAUCUAGUUUAAAGGUUUGUUGUUCUAUUUUAAAAAUAGGGGGAAACUUUAUUAGUAAAAUUUUUAGAGGAGAACAUACAGGAUUAUUAGUUUUACAUUUAAACAAAUUUUUCGAAAAAAUUUACAUAUGUAAACCUCAGAGUAGCAGAAAUAAAAGUUUAGAAGCUUUUCUUGUUUGUCUUAAUUUUUCUCUACCACUAUCUAAUAUUAUUGCUUUAAGUGACCAUAACAAGAAAAAGAGUUUUAAUAACAAAAAUUUUACUCAUGAGCAAAUUAGAAAAAUGCAUACACUAUUUAUUACUAAGAAAGACGAUGAAAAAAAAAUUAAUAAUUCAAAAGAUGAUAAAAAGAAAAAUACUAAAGGAAAUUCAGAAAUGUAUGAUGAAAAGGAUAAUCAAAGAAAUAAGUAUAAAAAAGAUGAAAACGAAGAUGAAGAUGAUAAUGAAGAUGAAAAUAAAUAUGAGGAUGAGGACGAGGAUGAAGAUAAGGAUGAAUAUGAAUGUGAAUAUGAAGGUGAAAUUGGAGAUAUAAUUGAAAGUGAAGAUGAAGAUGAAGAUGAAGAUGAAGGUGAAAAUGAAAAUAAUGAUUUAAUAACUAGAGAAUUUAGAAAAAAUAAAAAUGAAGAUAGUGAAAAAGGAAAUACAGAAAUAAAAAUAAGAGAUGAAAAUAAAAAUAAAGAAAAUUAUGACAAAUAUAAUGUAAUAUAUGAUAAAUUUACUAUAAAUAAUGAAGCAUCAUGCGCAAAUAGUACUAAAGGAAUUGAAAAAAAUGAAAACAUGCCAAGCAUCACAGAAUUAGAAGUAGAUGAAGAUACAGUUAACAUAUUAGGGAAUAAAAAUAUUGAUAUAUUUAAUUUUUAUUGUUCUGACAGCGAUGAAGAAAUAAAGUAUUUUAAUUCAGAAGACGAAGAAAUUGUUAAUGACUAUAUUGCAUCGGAAAAUUUUAUGAAUAAUAAAUUAUUUUCAUUUGUUACUACAAAAAAUUAUUACGAUUCUGAUAAAUCAUAUUUACUACCUCAAAAUUAUAUAAGACAUGAACCACAGUUGAUGCCAUUAAAGCCUCCAUAUUUAUUAUCAUUACAAAAAAAAAGGCAAGAAACAAAAAAAUUGUAA